CCAGUCCCGCUCCCUCCUCCUCUUCGUGGCUCUUUCUCCGCCCCCAGUCCCCCCCAAACACACUCGCACACGGGCUCUCAAGGUGUUCUCUGCACAGCGGAAGAUGGCGACAGACUGAGGGGGCAUGGCCAGCGGGAGCCAAGGGGCCGUGCCGCUCGGCGGCCGCCACAGCGGUGCGAACGCGAGGCGGAAGCGAGAGGCGCACUAAGUAAAGCCCCGCGUCGGCGUCCGGCGCCUGUGGCGCCGCCGGGAGCCAGGUGGCCCGCCCGAGCCGGAACUCCGGGAGCGGCGGGCGCGGAGCCGGAGCGGAGCUGGCCCGGGACCGGCCCCGGCCAACGGCCAGGGCGCGAGCGAAGCCCGAAGGGCCGAACAGAGGGCCGGCUGGCGGGCCUAGGAGGGCGCGAGCGAGGCUGGGAGCGGCGCAGAGCGGGCGGUCGGCGGGCGGGCGGACGGGCGGGCGGGAGCUGAGCAGCGCGGCGCGGGGCGAGCGGAGCGGAGCGGAGCGCGGCGGCCGGGCCCGCACGGCGGCGCUGAGGGGCGCAGAGCUGCGCCGAGCCGAGACGGCCGGAGCGGAGUGCUAGCCGGGCGGCAGCCGGCGCGGAGUGAAGUGGCGCUGAGCCCGGGGCAGCUGAGCGGCCCGACACUAUGAGGAGUGCGGCGCCGCCGCCGCAGCCGCCACCGCCCCAGUGCCCCGCACCGCCCCCCGCCGGGACGCCGGGCAGCGCCUAGCGGGCCGGGCGGCCGCGCCCGGGCGGCGAGCGAGGGAGCGCGGGAGGGGCGCGGGGACGGCGCGAGAGCGCCCCGCCACUCCGGCCUGAGCGGGGCCCCGGGCCGGCCGGCCUGCCUCGCCAUGCAGCCCCCGAGGUAGAGCCUGGACGGCGCCGAGGAGCGCGGAGCGGCGCGCAGCCGGCUUGCCCGCCCGCCAGCCCGAGACGGCCGUCCGGCCUCGCGCCCGCCUUUUCCCUCCAGCCCGGACCCCCCUGAAAUAUGUUCAGGGGCGCUUGGAUGUGGCCCGGGAAAGACGCCGCCGCGCUGACUAUCUGCUGCUGCUGCUGCUGGGCUCCCAGGCCGAGCGACAAACCUUGCGCCGACUCCGAGCGGGCGCAGCGAUGGCGACUGUCCCUGGCGUCCCUGCUCUUCUUCACCGUGCUGCUCGCUGACCAUCUGUGGCUGUGCGCGGGGGCCCGGCCCCGGGCCAGGGAGCUGAGCAGCGCCAUGCGGCCGCCCUGGGGGGCCGGCCGGGAGCUGCAGCCGGUGCCUCCUCGCGCGGUGCUGCCGCCGCCGCCGCAGCCGCCCGACCAGCCCAGCGCGCCCCCAGGCACCUGCGGCCCGCGAUACAGCAACCUGACCAAAGCCGCCCCCGCCGCCGGUCCCGGGCCGGACUGCGGCGGCGUCCCAGAACCCACGGGGCUGGACGCAGCUUGCACCAAAUUGCAAUCUUUGCAGAGACUUUUCGAACCGACCACCCCAGCGCCCCCUCUACGGCCCCCCGACUCCCCUUCCCGUGCCCCGGCCGAGUUCCCCACCGCCAAAAAAAACUUGCUCAAAGGCCACUUUCGGAACUUCACUCUUUCCUUUUGCGACACCUACACGGUCUGGGACUUGCUGCUGGGCAUGGACCGCCCCGACAGCCUGGACUGCAGCCUGGACACCCUGCUGGGGGACCUGCUGGCCCUGGUGGCUAGCCCGGGCUCCGGGGCCUGGGAGGUGUGUAGCAACUGUAUCGAGGCGUACCAGCGGCUCGACCGACAUGCUCAGGAAAAAUAUGACGAGUUCGACCUCGUGCUGCAUAAAUACUUACAGGCAGAAGAGUACUCAAUCCGGUCCUGCACGAAAGGCUGUAAGGCUGUCUACAAGGCCUGGCUGUGCUCAGAAUACUUCAGCGUGACCCAGCAGGAAUGCCAGCGCUGGGUGCCCUGCAAGCAAUACUGCCUGGAGGUGCAGACCCGGUGCCCCUUUAUCCUCCCUGACAAUGAGGAAAUGGUGUACGGAGGGCUCCCUGGCUUUAUCUGUACAGGGUUGCUGGAUACUUCGCCAAAGCGGCCGGAAACCAAGUGCUGUGACGUGCAGUGGGUCUCCUGUGAGUCGGAGAAGAAGAAGUUCAAGGAGUCUGAAGCCCCUAAAACCCACCACCAGCAAUUCCACCACUCUUACUUCCACCACUACCACCAACAGUACCCCCACUACCACCCCCGCCACGACCCCCCAGGCCACCUCAGCCACAAUCCCUCCCUGCUGCCGGUCUCUGGGGGCUCCCGCCUCAGUCCCAGCAGGAUCCGGCUCUACGUCCUUGUUCUCAUGCUCCUCCAUACCAUGGUGUCCUUCUCCAGCGGCCAGGGUGGUGGGGGACCGGGCCUGGAGGCACUGCCUGCCCUAGACGAGGGCCUGACUCGGGAAGAGUGACAGCAAGGAGGGAGAUCAGACCUCCACCACACACCGACAUCAGCUCCAGCGCCCCCCCCAGGGGGAGGGGGCGGGGGCCCCUCCCAUGGGAGGUGUAGGACCAGGUGGGGGGUGGGGGAAAUGGGGCAAUCACACAUCGCCCCCUACCAACCCCCACUCCAAAAGCAGCUCCAACAGAACCGCAGAGGGCCCCAGGGAGCUGCAAAACUCAUCCAGGAGAAAAAGGCAGGAGCAGCAGGUGCCCCCCUCCCAGGCCCCCAUCUAUGGGGCUUAGCCAAAAAAAAAGGGGGUAGUGGGGGGUGGAAAUGCCCACCACCACUGAGAGCCCUGACCCCAAGGAAGGAGGCUUCUCACCCAGCCUUGGCUCUUCAGGGAAUGUUGGGGGGCACAGAGGGGAGAAGCUCUUUCCCCCCUCCGCAUUCCUUUUGUUGCCACGAUCCUUAAUUCCUCCUGCCCACACCCCUGCAGGCAACGGCAGACGACGCAGCAGCCCUCCUCCCGCUCCAGCGCACCUUGUCCCAUGUGGGGCCGCCACAGGGAAGGGCCCAGCUGGGACAUGAGGUGUACGCAGUUGCGGCUAGGUCAGGGCCCCAGUUAAGCUGUGCCCCAGCACCCUAGGCCAUGAGGUAUAGGAAGUGGGUGCAGAAUGAGUGGCGGGAGAGAGCGGAGAUAGGGAAGAGGGAGAGGAGAGGAGAGAGGUGGGCAGAGGGCUUAGAGAGAUGGCUAAAUGGGCUGUCACCACCUGGCUUUGGGGAGGCAGAUGAUCAGUGUUGAGGCAGGCUCGAGGACACAUCCCCAAAUCAGAAAGGGUUGCGUAAGGAGCCCUCUGGAGAAGGCGCACAGGGACUGGGUUCUUGGGCCUUGAAACAGAAGGCUGAGGGCACAUGGUCAGACUGCCGCUGUCUGAAGGGCCAUAUCUUACAGAAGGUGCACAUACUCCCAAGGGCCACUCUUGCCCUGGAGAUCUUGGCCUUGGGGCCAAAGACGUUUCCAUUUCUGAUCUCCAUGGGGAGGAGGGACUUAAGCCCAAGAGGGUCAGGCCUGGCCUGGGUCCCCAGACUCCCCCAACUCGUCCUAGCCCAGGCCUCCAUGACGGAAACCCUGGUGGCGUUGCCCCAGAGCUUUCCAGAGAUGAGCCUCCCCCAUCCCCAGCCUGUCCCCGUCCCCAGCCUACCAAAGAGUAUUCAUCCCUUCUCAUCCCUGACCCCAUGGGUUACUAUCCCAAUUGUGGAACCACUACACUGCUCCUCACCCUGUAGCAGGUCCCCUAAUCCAGCCACCCGUGCCCCUAGCUGGAGAAAGUCCAGAAACUGGCAAGAGGACCUGCUAAAUAAAGACAAUGUGCUGUGGUCCCUUGGUUGAGAGACUUGAAGUGUUUAGUCAGGCUAGAGAGCUGCACGAGAGAAGAGGCCUGGAGAGCCCCUUGGGGGCCAUUAGCCUUGUGCUGAUCUCCUAGGGGUGGGAGGCCACAUGGCCUGGGACAUCUACAAGCCAAUAGGAGCAGACGAGAAAGGAAGCCACAACUGUGUUCCUGGGACAGGCCAAGCGGCUUUCAGUGCCAGAAGGGCCUGUGUCCUGGGCUGCAAUGCCAGUGAGUUAAGGGGAGGGGUGGGCCUGGAGCUGCAUUAGGGGAAACCAAAAGGGGGAGGGGGAGGGAACAGCUGGAAUCAGCUGGCUGGGGGAUAAAUGGGAAACCUCACUAGUAGAGAGGGAAUCAUUCAAGGGCCUCAGCUGGGUCCCCAAAUAGGCUUUGUGAGACCAGGGAGUCCUUCCCUGCCAGUUUUCUCAUUUCUCACAGCGUGUUCCCCUCCCCCUGCCCAGCCCUGUGCCCUGCCCACACACUCCAUGUUUGGCCUUCAGCAUUUCAGGCCUAGCCACAUACCCCAUCCCUAGAGUGCUCUUUUCAGCUGGGGAGGGGAAGAGGUGCUGGCUCCUUUCCAGAGAUGCUUCUGUAGAUGUGAGAGACUCUAUGUAUUGCCUUGUAACUCCUGCAUCCUCAGGAGGGACAAAGGGACCGGGAAGUAAAGGGGGACCUUAGGACCCCAGGGAAUGGACCCUUGGAGACUCCCAUCCCCUCUUCCCCCUCACCAAGUGCCCAGGAGACCCCUGGCUCAGACCAGCCCAGGGCCUUGCCCAGUGGCAGGGGAAAGGGGCACCUCACUCCACCUCGAAGUCAUUUGACUGUCCCCAUCCACCCCACUGCCCAGAUCUUCCACCACCCCUCCAGCUGCCCCUGCCGUUCGUCACAGGCAGCAGAGCUGGGCAGCUUUCUUACGCCAUUUUCUACACUGUGCUUCAUGAGUAGGACUUUCUUGCACUAGUUCCUAUGACUGAGUCUCCAAGCUGGAUUCCUAGUAGUCCCUGUCCCUUCCUCCCUCACCUGGCUAUGGUUCAGUUGUCGCCCUUCCCCUGCCUCUGUGUUUCGGUGAGAGUCUCUGUAUGUGUACCGCUUUCUGUUUUGUUGCACUGUGGGGCAGAAGCCUCUCUGCUCUUGUUUAACCCCAUAAAGAAAUAAAUGGUAAGACUUGAUGAUAA
Orcinus orca (killer whale) is the source of this 4938-nucleotide messenger RNA. RefSeq names its product NALCN channel auxiliary factor 2 (gene NALF2). NCBI's taxonomy places the organism in Eukaryota, Metazoa, Chordata, Mammalia, Artiodactyla, Delphinidae. The record is from RefSeq and is a predicted model, not a curated record. Gene Ontology annotation, molecular function: stretch-activated, monoatomic cation-selective, calcium channel activity. The coding region runs from base 988 to 2403 and encodes 471 amino acids. Gene Ontology annotation, biological process: calcium ion import across plasma membrane. The transcript is spliced from 3 exons. Gene Ontology annotation, cellular component: plasma membrane.